Filobasidium floriforme is the source of this 834-nucleotide messenger RNA. RefSeq lists its product as uncharacterized. Lineage: Eukaryota; Fungi; Basidiomycota; Tremellomycetes; Filobasidiales; Filobasidiaceae. The record is from RefSeq and is a predicted model, not a curated record. The transcript has 2 exons. Bases 120 to 407 code for a protein of 95 amino acids. Gene Ontology annotation, biological process: protein secretion.
AUCAUAUCCCAGCGUUACUACAAGACCUCUUACAUAUACAAUCAUCAAUCUCUAUCAUUACGCUCUCGUUCUCACUCUAGCCCUGAACCUACGCUCAUUCCAAAUCGCCCACGUUCGCUAUGCCCAGCGCCUACCUCCUCGGACGUUACUCUGACAAGAUGCUCGGUUUGUUUACCGGCGGUCUUGCUUACCACCUUCACGAGAAUAAUCCUCGAUCCCGCCCCCCUCCCGGACACACCCUGCGAGAGCUGGCCGGUUGGCACUGGGAACAGCAUCGUGAUGCACGGACCGCCCGGGAAGCAGAGCUCUUGAAAGCCGAAGAGACGGACGUCAAGGCCAAGGAGGAGUUGGAGAUCCUGAGGAGGGAGAUUGCGGGAGUUGCCGAGCCGGGGGUCAAGAGCCGGUAGUCGGUUCAGCAUUGCCGUUAGGCACCUGGUCGAGCUUGUCAGGGAAGCCGCAUUCUUCCAGCUCUUCUACCUUCCGUUUCCUCGACUGGCCUCCUUUCGUCGAUCACAAUCGCCGUCAUCAACCGUUCCAUAACCUCACUGCAUUAUACCACACCGCACCAUACAUCAGCGGAUGCCGACCACAGGACAACCUCGCGCCACAAUCGCCUUGCCGCCCGCUCACCUCCUCCAACCGAUCAACAUUGUCAACAACCGACAGAAACAUCUCCCGGAACCUUCCUUUGUAUCCCCUCUCUCUUUCCUGAUCCUUUAUCACUUGCCUCUUCUCCCGCUCGUAUGUUGUCACUUUCCUGUUUUUGGGCUUUAUCUGUAUAGAAUGAACUAGAAUCCGAUGGGGUGCAAUCGUGGUCUUUCCGACCGGUGGAUU